Molecule: messenger RNA, 402 nt
Organism: Colletotrichum costaricense
Lineage: Eukaryota; Fungi; Ascomycota; Sordariomycetes; Glomerellales; Glomerellaceae
Exons: 1
Coding region: 1-402 (133 amino acids)
Source: RefSeq, a predicted model, not a curated record
AUGGCCAGUACCAUAGGUAUUGUCUUCCAGCCAACCGCAAACAUUCUGCAUGUGUCUGUCGCACCGGCUAUGACUAGCCAACCGUCACUUACAUCGGACCAUCUGCAGCGUCUGUUCGGCCAUGCAGAUUCUCCGCCUCGUCCAGCUGCAUCCAUCUCAUCACACCCUCCCGUCCUUCGCCAGCCACCCGCGAACCAAGUUUGCGCAUUUCUUGAGGCGUCGCCAGAAACUGCUCGCAAAGUUGGCCUAGACCUGCAAGAGGCUGCCGAUACGAACUUUGCUUGUCUGUACCCGCUGGCACGACCCCGCCACCAAGCUUACGAACGCAUCGCCCAGCCAGCGUCUUUGCCGCCAGCCCUCAGUCUAUGGCUUCAUCUUCUGUUGAGUGGCUUGGCUUGUUGA